GUUAUGCUGAGUAUGCUCUGUGGUUGCAGCUAAGUCUGAUCUUCCACAUCAGAAAAGUUAUCCUUGGAAUUUUUGAUACGUUGUUGAAAAGCUAACGGUCUAGGACCGUAUUUGUGCUACCAAUCCGGGAUUGGUAAAGCGAGCCGGAGUGCUGCCGGUGUACAGUCUGGGACUGUGAUUCCAUUUGGUUUCGGACCAAGUUCACACCAAGGAGAGUGUGAUUAUGGAUGUGGUUGGGAGCAUCAAGAAGCUCAACAACCAGAAUUACAGCACAUGGGCAACGUGUUUGGAGUCCUACUUACAAGGACAAGGUCUAUGGAGCCUGAUUGGUGGGAGUGAGACACGAGAGCCUGCCGGAGAUAAUGAUGCCAUCGAGAAGUGGAAGAUGAGAGCUGGCAAAGCGAUGUUUGCCAUCAAGGUCACAAUUGAAGACGAAAUGCUGGAGCACGUCAGAUAUACCACCACACCGAAGGAUGCCUGGGACACACUAGCCUCUCGAUUUUCAAAGAAGAACGAUAUGAAGCUUCAACUCUUGGAGAAUGAGUUGCUGUCAACUGUUCAAGGCAAGAUGACAGUGAGUCAGUAUUUCACGAAGAUAAAAUCAAUCUGUCGUGAAAUAACUGAGCUAGACCUCAAGUCAAAAAUUGAAGAAGACAGAAUGAGGAGGAUUAUUAUUCAUGAUCUAGCUCCCGAGUAUAGAAGUUUUAUUGCUGCCGUUCAAGGAUGGCCAACUCCACCGACGCUCGAACAGUUGGAGAAUUUAUUAACCAACCAGGAGACUCUGACAAAGAAAGGCAACGGUGAGUCUACUGCAAAUGAAGAGGAGGCACUAUUCAGUAACAGACAAAAGGGCCAGUUUACAAGGAAAAACUUCAGACCAAGGCAAGAUAAAGAACAAGAUAGCCCAAGACAACCAAGAUAUCAAAAUGCUCGACGUGGAAGACCGCGUGUGUGGCAGGGUCAGGAGAAGAAGCCCAACAAUAACUUCAAACGAGAGAAUGAUGGAUGCUACAAUUGCGGCAAGAAAGGACAUUAUGCUCGAGACUGCUGGCACAAGAAAAGAAUGGAAGGGAAUGCUGCUAUGUCCAGUAAUCCUGAGGAGCAUAGUGAAGAAGAGUGGAACCUGGAAGUUUCUGCAGCAUCAGCAGAGGUGAUUGAAGAAUGUGCUGAAGAAGCAAGUGACUGUGAUCUGGUACUGUCAACUAUGACAGAAGAGUAUCAGAACAUAUUGGAGAUUGAAGAGGAAGACGGGGUAGAUCAAGCAUUAGCUACAUCACAUCAAAAGUCAGUGGAUUACAAGAAGAAUUGGAUCUUCGACUCGGGUUGUUCAAACCACAUGACUGGCGAUAAGGAGAAACUUAAGGACACAACAAAAUAUGAAGGACGCAGAGUUGUGGUGACAGCAAAUAACGCAAAACUUCCAAUAUCACACGUGGGGAGAACAAUGGUGACUUCAUCAUGCAACUCGAAGGAAUUUCAACUAGAUGAAGUCUACCAUGUCCCGGGGAUCAAGAAAAAUUUGUUGUCCAUAACUCAACUCACAGCACCAGGAAACUAUGUUGUAUUUGGCCCAGAUGAUGUCAAGGUAUGCAAAGAAAUCAAGAUCGUCGGCACGCCUCUCAUGGAAGGAUUAAAGAAGGAUUCAAUGUAUGUGAUGUCGGCAGAGUCAGCCUAUAUUGAUCGAGCAAGAAAAAAUGACACAGUUGACUUGUGGCAUGCUCGCCUCGGUCAUGUCAGUUAUCACAAGCUUCAAGUGAUGAUGAAGAAAUCUAUGUUGAAAGGUCUUUCCCAACUGGAGGUUCGAGACAACAUAGUCUGUGCAGGAUGCCAAUAUGGCAAGGCACAUCAGCUUCCCUAUGAGGAGUCACACUAUAAAGCAAAGGAGCCUUUGCAGCUGGUUCACUCAGACGUAUUUGGACGAGUUAAGCAAACAUCUAUAAGUGGUUGUCGUUAUAUGGUAACAUUUAUUGACGACUACUCCAGAUACGUGUGGGUGGCAUUCAUGAAGGAGAAGUCAGAAACCUUCAUGAAGUUCAAGGAAUUCAAAGAGAAGGUCGAAGCUGAGUUAGGAAGGAGAAUUAAAGUACUACGCACGGACAAUGGGGGAGAGUAUAAAUCUGAUGAGUUCUAUGAUUACUUAAAGAGACACAAGAUCAGGAGACAGUUGACCUGCCCGAGGACACCACAACAAAAUGGCGUGGCAGAAAGGAAGAACAGACAUCUUGCAGAAGUAGUCAGAAGUAUGUUGCAUGCCAAGAAUGUGCCAGGAAGAUUUUGGGCUGAGUGUAUGAAGACCGCAGUUUACAUCACCAACAAACUUCCUCAAGCAAGAUUUGGAUUCAUAUCACCAUUUGAGAAGAUAUGGAAGAUGAAGCCAACAGUCAGCCACCUCCGAGUAUUUGGAUGUGUAUGUUAUGUCCUCGUUCCAGAGCAAGAAAGAAGCAAGUUCGACAAGAAAGCAAAGCGAUGCAUCUUUCUUGGGUAUGACAGUGAGAGAAAAGGCUGGAGGUGUUAUGAUCCAACAACAAAUAAGGCAAUGGUUUCCAGAAAUGUUGUCUUUGAUGAAGCAUCCUCCUGGUGGACUCCUGUUGAAGUAUUAUUACCCGACAAGGAGAAAGAGAGUCAAGCUCAAGAAAGCGAGGGGGAGCAAUCUGAAGUGAAGGAAUCGACACAUCCAGACCCCAUGCCUGAAUCAAGUCAGAGCAAAGUAAUGCAGUCACCUAACCUCAAGGAAACAGGAGAGUUUGAAGAAUUUCUCCCAAGUCAAGAAGGAAUGCCAAAGACUAAUGAUGAUGAACAACCAGAGCUACGACGUUCAAAAAGGCCCAGGAGGUCUAACCCAAAGUAUGCAAAUGCGGCCAUUAUAGAAGAAGAGAAAGAGCCAACAAGUUACGAGGAAGCCUCAAAACAUGAAAAAUGGAGAAAGGCCAUGAAGGAAGAAAUAAGAGCCUUGAUAGAAAAUGAGACAUGGGAGAUAGUACCUAAGCCCAUGAAUGCACAACCAAUAUCCUGCAAAUGGAUAUACAAGGUCAAAACUCGGCCAGAUGGAUCGGUGAAACGAUACAAGGCUCGGUUAGUGGCACGAGGCUUCUCUCAGCAAUAUGGCCUAGACUAUGAUGAAACAUUUAGUCCUGUGGCCAAGAUAACUACUGUUCGAGUUCUAUUAGCACUAGCAGCAACUAAAGGAUGGAAGUUGUGGCAGAUGGAUGUUAAGAAUGCAUUCUUGCACGGGGAGCUUGACAGAGAAAUCUAUAUGGAUCAACCACAAGGGUUUGAAAGUGUCACACAUCCAGGAUACGUAUGCAAGUUGAAGAAGGCGCUAUAUGGACUGAAACAAGCUCCACGAGCAUGGUAUGGAAAAAUUGCAGAAUAUUUAGAUCGCAAUGGUUACAUGCUAGCUCCAGCUGAUUCUAGCCUGUUCGUGAAGAAUAGACAAGGAAAAUUGUCCAUAGUACUUGUCUAUGUGGAUGAUCUCAUCAUCACUGGGGAUGAUGUGGCAGUGAUUUCACAAAUCAAGGAAAAUCUCUCAGUGCGCUUCAGGAUGAAGGAACUUGGAGAAUUAAGGCACUUUCUCGGGCUUGAAGUUGAAAGAACUAAAGAAGGAUUAUUUCUCUGUCAACACAAGUAUGCAAAGGAUCUUCUAGAGAAAUAUGGAAUGCUGGAGUGCAAACCAGUAACUACUCCAGUAGAGAUCAGUGCAAAACUUUGCUCUACAGAGGGAAAAGACUUAGAAGACAGAACGAUAUAUCGACAGCUGGUAGGAAGUUUGAUCUACCUAACACUGACGAGGCCGGAUAUAUCAUAUGCAGUUGGGCUGGUUAGCCGUUUCAUGGAAAGUCCAAAGAAACCUCAUCUAGAAGCAGCAAAGCGGAUUUUGCGAUACGUAAAAGGAACUGUUAAUCAUGGAAUCUUCUACAAGAGAGGCGGAACAGGAGAACUAGUUGGAUACUGUGAUGCUGAUUACGCUGGAGAUCUUGAUACCAGGAAAUCAACAACAGGAUAUGUAUUCAGCAUCGGAUCUGGACCAGUGUCAUGGUGUAGUAAAAAGCAAUCUACUGUGGCACUAUCUACGACUGAGGCAGAAUACAAAGCUUCAGCAAUGGCAGCUCAAGAAUGUGUGUGGCUAGUACAACUUCUACAAAAUUUGGGACAACAGGUGAACUACUCAGUACCGAUAUAUUGUGACAACCAAUCAGCCAUGCGACUUGUGGAGAAUUCUGUAUUUCACGCAAGGACAAAGCACGUGGAGGUACAAUAUCACUUUAUCAGAGAGAAGGUACUGCAAGGGUUUGUCAGCAUGAAGUACGUCAACACUGAAGAUCAGGUUGCUGACAUUUUCACUAAAGGGUUAAGCGGACCACGACUUCAAGAUCUCACGAGAAGGCUCGGAGUAACGGAAAAAGACCAAAUAUAUUUUAAGGGGGAGAAUUGAGGGAUUAAAAUAUAUUUUAAAUAUAUAAAAUUAGUUGAGAUAUUUUGAAAGAAGAAAAAAUCUAGAACAGAAAAGAGAGGGAAGGUUGAAAGAGAAGAAGAUGGGAGAAUGAAGAAUGGUCUAGAGAAAGAUUAAAAUAAUAAUUGGUGGGAGAUUUUUUGUGGUGUAUGUCGGUUGCUAGCUAGUAUAAAUAGGGGUCUUGCUCAUUGUGGUAGGGUGUGGAGUGAAGUGAGAAAAGAAAAGAAAGAAAAGGAAGAGGGAGUGACGUGAGUGGAAGAGAGGAGUGUGGUGAGUUGUGAGAGAGAAAUUAUAGUGUGGUGAGGUUUAUGUUUGUAAGUGUGAGCUCUCUUGUAAAAUAAUAAAAUAGUGAGUGAAGUUUGUGAAAGUGUCAAUUUAGCCCACUAAAUUCAACAUAACACAUAUUCGAGAUUUAGGUUUACCAAGUAAUGACAGGAGGGGAAAGUUAGACAAAGAUAGUUUUACCAGGUUUAGUUUUAGUUUGCGACUUGCGCACGUCUGUUUUCACUUGGAGCCUGGAAUAACACUUUUUUGCGACCAUUAGUUUGGUCAUGAAAAACUGUUUUCUCGAGGGUUUUUUGUACACUUGCUAGGAUUAUUCUUUGCAAUGAUUUUGAUAUUUUUGGCGACCAUUUGUUUGGUCACAAAAACUAUUUCCUUAUGGUUUAUCAUACACGGCUCCAAUGCCAUAUAUAAUUUGCAUUAAAAUUAUGGGAAACCCCCUAAACUAAUGGUUUGAGGUAGGAGGAAAGAUAAUGUUGCCAGGAGAACAUAUAUAGAUCAUAUGUUCUUUCAGUGUGAGUGCUCGUUUAAUGUUUUGAAAGGUUGCUUGCAGAUGUUUCAGCAGUUCAACGGCAAGAAAGAGACUGCCACACAGUUGGGAGGUUGGUCUGGAACAUGGCCAUUAGCUAGGCAUUAGUAUGAUAUGGCGUGAACGAUGUGCAAGAGUUCAUGGAGGGCAAGUUAAUCUAUGUAGUGAAGUAGUGAGAUUGGUUUACAUGUGGAUUGUAGUAGUUUUCAUGUAAUUAGAGGGUAGUUUAUGGUUGUUUGUGAGUAGUACUGUACGUGUAGACUUGUGCAGAAAACACUGCAGAAUUGUUUAGUGCUGUAACUUAUCAGAUGUUGUUCUCUGUUUUGAGAACACAUUGAGCUGAAUAUAAAGUUUUUAUAUGG
Molecule: messenger RNA, 5623 nt
Organism: Linum trigynum
Lineage: Eukaryota; Viridiplantae; Streptophyta; Magnoliopsida; Malpighiales; Linaceae
Source: the annotation of a GenBank genome assembly